Penaeus vannamei (Pacific white shrimp) is the source of this 5161-nucleotide messenger RNA. RefSeq lists its product as uncharacterized. The record is from RefSeq and is a predicted model, not a curated record. NCBI's taxonomy places the organism in Eukaryota, Metazoa, Arthropoda, Malacostraca, Decapoda, Penaeidae.
CCCGGAUCUCCAGUCUCCUACUUGUUGUUGUUUGCGGAUAUCCUGAAGACUUCCUUAUUUUCGUCUCUUUUCUGCACGGACAGCCUCAUUUAGAGCGAUUUACCAAUGAGUUUUACAGACGUGAGCAAUGCGUCUUACGUGAGAAACGGCCCAUAGCCUCCUCAAGCGUGUCAUGGAGGGUUACCCUUCAAAGGCGCAAGGGGACGUUUUUGAUCAGGGUAAUCCCUCUCAACACUUUGGUUCGGCAUCAACAGCCGUUCCUGCCACACAGACCAUUAACACUGCUGUGACCUUCAUAGGCCAGACACACUCCUCAUCUGGACAACUGGAGGGUAAUGCAGGAGCAAUGGCCACCCCAGGGACGAGCCUACAGGAUGACUUUAGGGGAGAAGCCAGUGUGGGAGGGAACACAGGACGCAAGAAGAAGAAGAAGCAGAAGAGUGGCGAAGAGACAUCAGGAAAUUCGGUCAAACCUGACCUGAUGGAAGAGGAUGAGCUCGUUGACGCUGCGAUUCCAAUGCUAGCUGAGAAUCAAGGUGUUGAAGAGCUGCUUUAUCCUGCCUCACUGCCUCCUGCAGGUGGGACAUUAGUUGGUGGUCAGUACCUCCUCAACAAUGCCCUUCUGGAUCAGAUCCUUGCAGAAAAGAAAAUGCAACUCAUGCAAAGUCCAGAAGUGAUGGAGUUCUUGAAGAAACAGAUAGGCCUGGCCAAGAAAUAAGAGAAAUCUUCCUACUUGUUAGAUGGAUAGCUUUGUGUGAGAAAGGUUUUUCUUUUCUUUUUACUGUAUAGCCAAUUAUUUAUGCCUUUUAUUUAUGACUGUGGAUAAUCUGUUGGUAAAACUUAGCUUGUUAUCAGAUGGUUUUGGUUAUUUGGAUCUGAAUGACAGGUGGUAUAUGUAAUAGGGUUAUCUUGUUUUUUUAGUUUGUUUUUUUAGUUUGUUUAAUUGAAUUCGUAUUUAUACAGCUUGAUUGGGAUACUAUAGGGAAUAUCUAUGGCUAUUAUCAAGAAGAUAGUUUUUUUCAUAUAUGUGUUAUUUUUGUGGUUAAUUACCCUCAUCCUUUGACUGCCUUCAAUAGCUCUUUUUACAAGUAAUUUUUCCUAAGAGAGCUAUAUACUUAAAGGAUCUUUAUGCUUCUUUCAAACAAAAUUUUCCUGAUUUUUACUUUAAACCCAACAGUUUUGAUCACCUUUUCUUUACUUUCAUUUCCUUGGUGAUAAACUCUUGGUAUGUAUACACUUGCAGUCACUGGUAUAGUACUUUGCUACCAAGUGUGUAAAUGCUAUCGUGCUAUAGAGUUUUGAAAUGCUAUUAGAUGAAAAUCAGUUUGAAAGUUACACCACUAUGGUCAAAAGUUAUAUAACUCACUUUUGGCAUACUUUUUAACAUAUUUUCCAUUCCCUGUCUUUUAUGGUCAAAUAGUAUGGUGGAGUCUAUGUUUUUCAUAAUUUAUUGCAUUGCAGGAUUACAAUAUGAACUUUUGAAAGCUCUUGAUUCCUGCCUUCUAUAAGGAUAUUAUCCACUUUAGUUGGGGUGUCAUGAGGCACCACCCUACUCAGUACUGCCAAGGGACAUUAUCAAGGGACAUUAGCCUGCUGAUGCUCAGGGAUUCUAGAUUUUUUUGCCAACCACAAUUUCUUCCUCUUACAUAGUUAGCAGUGGCUCCUCUCCCUUUGCCUCAGUAUGCUUCACAAAGCACCAGGACGCCAUGAUCUUAAGUCUGGUGUGCUGAAAAGGGGAAGAAAGUCCUUUGGAUUACAUUACUUUCUGCAUCAUAGGGACAUCUGUCAUGACUUGCCUCGUGACUGAAUAGCAGCUUUUAAGCUUUGCACAACCUUGGAUACUUCUUCUUAUGACUGUCUUGCCACUCAUAGGUGUGACAUAAAAUGAAUUUCUUCAGAUUAGUGUGACUUUGGAAAUCAGAUGAACAACAGUGUGUCCUUGGUAAGCCUUUGGGUUUAGGUCUCACUUUUCCUUGUUAUGCCUGUGUCUCAGGAUUUCCAUAUUAUCUAGUAUGGACUCAUAAGUUUGGUGUGUUUGUUUGUUAUACUCUAGUGUGUUUUAAGAGCUCUUGUAAAAAUUGAACAGGUAAUAAAAUAGGAAAGUAAGAUUUUAUCAUUAUGUUGCAGGAGUUGUCAUGAUAUAACAGAUGAAAUGAAAAAAAUCUUAUGUAGGAGAUGGGUUUGUGAAUGACUGUUUAGGAUUAUUAUAACAGCAGUAACAACUAAUCAACAACUAAAAGUAAAUCUCAUGAAAAUAUAACAAUGUAGUUAAUAAUAUGCCUAAGAAAAAAAUUAAAGCCAGGUUUGUGUAGGUGAUACUCCAAAAUAAAAGGCAAGCUAUUGGCAAAGUUUAAAUUUACCACUUUGAAAAACCUUUUUCUAGUUGUUUCCUCAUAGUAUGCAUGCUUGUCAAAUUCCAGUUAUAGAAAUUGUUCUCAUACAAUUUUUCUUGAGUAUGGUGGGCUUUGCUCCCAAAUUGUUGCAGUAUCAGAUUUUUUUUAUGAAAUAGUUUCUUGACAUUUUAUCCCUUUCUAUACGAAGUACUUUCCAAACAUUGUAAGUUUUUCACCUGCACUAAAUACCUGAUAUAAGAAAAAGAAAUUAUGAAGUGGGGAUACAAUCUUCAUACAAAAUAUGGCUUAGAGUAGAGACAGUACAAAUCAGGAAAUACAAAGUGUACACAGAAUAUCCAAUACAGUAGAAACUGUAUAGGUACAUUUUGGAGUAUAUUUGACAUACAGAAUACCUAAUUCAGUAGUGAAUCUAUUUGUAUAUUGUGGGAAGCAACAUCUCAUACCAUUGGAAUCAAGAUGAGAGAUAGUUAUUCCGACUCGUGUUUUUAAGAUAUUGGUGCCAGGUAAUCACACUGUCCAUAGCCGUUUUCUUUUGUGCAGUUUCUUUACAUGUAGAUGGCUCCACAAGCUCUCACUGACGAAGAAGUCAACGAGUAGGCCAGCGUGACUUCUUCGCCUGAUUUCCCAUUUCGUUGAGUUUUGAGAAGAAUCUUUGUUUUUUAAUGUUACUAAUACCAAUACUGUUGUUAUUAUUAUUAUUAUUAUUGAUACACUAAUUAUGAUAUUGUUAAUAAUACAAAUAGCAAUAAGAAAUAGAAAAGAAUCUUUCUGAAAAUUGAGGAAAAAGGUAAACAGGUGAAAUAGGUACAACUACCAAGUGACUUCUUGGUGACUAAGCACUUGUGGAGCCAGCUAUGUGUAAAUGUAAUCAAUAAACUAAAAGCAUUGUGGACAUGGCAUGUAUUUUUGCUAUCUAAGAAUCUUUGGGUUUAGAAAUUACUUCAGGUCUUGAAGAUGAUAGACAAAUGACUACCUCAAGUAUUGGUGGUAUAGUUGUGUACAUCAAUUAUUAAUUUCCUGCUUCUUCAGUGAAUUAAGAUUUUAAAAGUCUGUGUUAAAAUUGGCCUCUCCCUCAAAGUGGAGUAAUUAUUAUCACAGUUUUUACAAAGACAGUUCUUUGUAAUAUUUAUAUUAUUUGGUAAAUUUUGCUUUGAUUAGUCUCUGUAUGGCUUUUAUUUUUAUUUUCAUUCUUUUGUUAUUGAUAUUAAUUUUGAUGAGUGCAUAAUGAAAAUAUUGGCAUUAUUUUUAUUAUUAUUGUUUUGCUAUAGUUAUUUUUGACUCUUUAGCAUUUAUAUUUCGUAAUGUAUAAAAUUUAAAUUUAAAUGUAAGUAGGACCUAUGUUAUCAGCCUUUUUUUUCCGGAGGAAUAUAUAAAAUUUUAAUGUGCCAUGAAGUCUUUUGUAGAAAAAAUUCAAAGCUGUCAUAUUUUCCAAGGGAAUAAUGAAAACAAAUAACAUGUUGCAAAUAGUUAAUAAGUAAUAUUUCACUGUCUUAACUCUUACAUUUUGGUCAAUACUGAAAUAUUUAGGAUGUGACUGAAGUGGCACAGUGAAAAAGCAUCUGAUAUACAUAAUUUUGAGAAUUGUAUAUACAUGAAGUUCAUUGCAAGUUUAUAAUUCUGUAAGUGCCAUUACUGUAACAUUUAUUAGAAUUCAUUUGUUUUCUACUAAUUCUGUUGUAUUUGUAUAUAAUACACAAUGACUGUACUUAAUAUUUUGUAUAUUAUUUAUAUGUGCAUCAUAACAGGUAAUAAAUGUAAGUUUUUUGUCAGUUUUUACUUCAUUAGUAUUAUCUAACCAUAUACGGAAAUUAUACUUAUUCAGCUGGGGGGGAGGGGGUUAGGAGAUGGAGACUGAGGCCCAAUGUAGGGGAUUACUCCUACCUUGGACCUCCACUCUCCCCUCAACUAAUUUUGCUUGUUUUUUUCUUCUCCCUCUUCCCUUUUCUUCUCUUCUUCUGUCCACUCUAUAAGGUAUGAGAGCCAUGUAUAAAGGAUGAAAGGCUGACCGUGUCAGUCCGUAGCAGCCUUCUUACCUUUCUUUCUUUCACUAUCUGGCAUCUAUCAUGUUUUGUUCUAUUUAUUAAUUCAUUUUUACCAUUUUCACCACAAUCCUUUAUCAUAGUACUUUAUGAACUUAACUUACCUGGGGGCUUUUCCCCCCCAAGCCUUACCAUAUCACUAUAUGUUAAAUAUACUGUGAUUGACCUUAAAGGAGCAUUCCGAAUGAUAAAGUUAAUACACGUUUCCUUGCACUUUUAUCACAUUUUUUCUUUGAAAAAUUGUGUUGAUAGAUGGCUUACUUACUCUAUUCAUGAUAUAAUAGCAUAUGUUUCAAAUAAGAUUGAAUAUCAGGAACGCUCAUUUGUAAUCAAUAUUAUUACAAAAUAUAAUUGGUCUAAAUUGCAGCAGUGUUGCUUUUACUUGUCUCUGAAAACGAGGAUGGAAGGAUAAUGACUAUGCUAUUGUUAAAGGAUUUUUAUUGUUAAAAGGCAGAGGAAGGCACCAGUUUGAAGAAUGUUAUUAAUUUUUUUAUAACAAGUUGUAUAAUACAUUAAUAAAUGGACUUGUGCGGCUUUUUUAAAUUUGGGUUUGGCAGAGUGGAAGAGAAAAAAAAAAAAUCUUAAAACUAACAACUUUGGCACUAGAUAUUGGGCCUAUAGGCUGUAACAUGAAUAAAUCCAUGAUAUAAGAAAUAACAAACAGGAAACAGAUAUUUAUAAUUACUUUUGUAUAUCCUUAUUUCUCUCAAGCUUUAACAAAAGUAGCAAGAACAUCAAGUCAAAAAAUCAUAAUUUGAUAAAAAAAAA